AUGACUCGAGCGAGGAAGCUUCUAGUUGCCGUUGUGAAUCUGCGUAUCUGGAACCAGCAUUUCUGCACUCAGGCGAAACUGGGCUCCGCCCGCUAUCUCGCGAGCUUCCUCCAGGACGCAGUCGACAAGGGCCAUGUGCUGCAAUGGGUCGGCACCGAGACUGUGGAAAGACUCACCAACGACGCACCCCAACACCGGAAGACAACCAGCGUCUCCAGCGACUCUAGCGUCUCCGGCGUGUCCUACCCUGCUCCGCAGCCCCCAAAGAGGCCCGGUAGCCCCAACCACCCUGCCCCCCCCGGCGCCAAAGAAGGCCCCUGGCUCCUCCCGGCCUACGCGCCAACCGCCACCCAACCCUGCUGGCUCCUCCCAGCCCGCGCCACAGCGGCCCGCAAAUCCCAUCGGCUCUUCCCAGCCAGCGCGCCAGCGACCUCCCUUACCUCAAAAGAGGGACGACGAGUUUGCUCAGAGACGGAGGCAGAUAGAGUUGCGUGA
Penicillium waksmanii is the source of this 495-nucleotide messenger RNA. RefSeq lists its product as uncharacterized. NCBI's taxonomy places the organism in Eukaryota, Fungi, Ascomycota, Eurotiomycetes, Eurotiales, Aspergillaceae. The transcript has a single exon. The coding region runs from base 1 to 495 and encodes 164 amino acids. The record is from RefSeq and is a predicted model, not a curated record.